Messenger RNA from Moesziomyces antarcticus, 1041 nucleotides. RefSeq lists its product as uncharacterized. NCBI's taxonomy places the organism in Eukaryota, Fungi, Basidiomycota, Ustilaginomycetes, Ustilaginales, Ustilaginaceae. The transcript has a single exon. Bases 1 to 1041 code for a protein of 346 amino acids. The record is from RefSeq and is a predicted model, not a curated record.
AUGGAAUCGCAAGCUCACGAUCGGACGGCGGCGCCUGCCUCGCUGCUGGCCCGGCUGUACGCCGGUGUGGCGGUGACGCUGGCACUGCAGCUCUACCGACUCCUGAUCCUCGUCGGACGCUUCCACGCCCACUGUCUGGCCACGCGAUCCUUUUCGAGCGGAGGCAGCGCCAAGCAGCGCGAAAAGGUCGAGACGUACCCGCAAGAGGCGCUCUUCGGCUACGACUGGUACGUGUGGCGCUUCAUGCUGCCCUUCAUGUGGCGCGCCGAUACCGAGCUCCCCGCCCAGAUGUACGAGGCGACGAUCGGCCAGCGCACCAUCGAGAUAGGGCCGGGCUCGGCCUACUUUCCACGGCGCUCGGCGGCGCUGCGCCGGCUGGCGCAGAGGUCGCUCGUGGCAUCGCCGGCGGCGGCGGGCGCACGGCUGAGCUACGACCUGCUCGACCUCAACCCCAUACCUUUGCAAUACAGCCACGCACGCCUCGAGCGUCUUUGGUCGGACGUUGCGCGCGGCGUCUCGGGCGCGGGACUCGUGCCCCACCCCCCCACCGUCGAGGCGUAUCCUAACACGCGCAGGCUCGCUGCAGACAUUACCAGCCUCGAGCAGCUGCAGAGCGUGCUGGCGGCCAAGGGUGUCGAACAACUGUACGACACGCUCGUCGCCAACCUGGUCAUACACUGCAUCCCCUACGCCGCCGUCGCCGACCGGGAAAAUGGCCACGAGCUCGCCAGACGCAAGAUGGCCGCAAUCCUCACGGGAAUGGCGAGCCUGCUUGCGCCCGCCGGUUCGCUGGUCGGAUGUACUGUGCUAGGCCCCAGAUGCGCCGGUUGGACGCACGACAGCGCCUACUCGGAGGCGGCGGCCAUCGACGCCAGCGCCAUGCUCCGUCGUAUUGGCAUCUUUGCCAACGAGUACGACACGCUCGACGCCUUCACCUACGGCGCCAAGCUCGCCGGCUUGGAGAUCAGUGUCGCUCGCGUCACGGGCAACCUGCUCACCUUCCACCUCGUCAAUUCCAAGCCUCGCGACGCGAAACCUUAG